This is a messenger RNA of Cuscuta epithymum, 1704 nucleotides long. The record is from the annotation of a GenBank genome assembly. Lineage: Eukaryota; Viridiplantae; Streptophyta; Magnoliopsida; Solanales; Convolvulaceae.
UAAAAAGUCACAGCCCAACAGUAGUAGAAGCCCCCCUCUAUUUAUUCUUCAUAAAUAAGGAAACCUUCUCUUCACCUCCCCACUUCUCCACUGCCAAGCUACUUCAUUCUUUGCUGGUGGAAGGCAAUUAAUUCCUUCCAAACUAUUCAUUUCAAUACCCAGUCUAAGUUUCUGACCAAUUUCAGUUCAUACUCAUUCUCCCAGGAAGAAAAACUACACACACAAAAGCAAAAAUGGCUGUUCUUGAACUUCUUUUAGUGGGAAUUAUGGCCAUAUUGUCUCCGGUGCACGGGUACGGUGGCUGGAGCAGAGCCCGUGCCACAUUCUACGGCGGGGGCGAUGCCUCGGGAACAAUGGGUGGAGCAUGUGGAUAUGGGAACCUAUACAGCUCAGGCUAUGGAACCAACACUGCAGCUUUGAGCACUCCUCUGUUUAACAAUGGCCUGAGCUGUGGAUCCUGUUACCAGAUAAUGUGCGUCAAUGAUCGGUCAUGUGUUCGAGGAAUUAUUACCGUCACUGCCACGAAUUUCUGCCCUCCUGGGGGCUGGUGUGAGCCUCCAAACCCUCACUUUGAUCUGUCUCAGCCUGUGUUCCUAAGAAUUGCACAAUAUAAUGCAGGAGUUGUUCCUGUUUCUUACAGAAGGGUGCCCUGCAUGAGAAGGGGAGGAAUCAGGUUCACCGUGAACGGACACGCUUUCUUCAACCUAGUUCUGGUGACAAACGUCGGCGGUUCCGGCGACGUACACGCCGUGUACAUAAAAGGAUCGAAAACCGGGUGGCAGAUGAUGUCCAGAAACUGGGGGCAGAACUGGCAGAGCAAUGCCAACCUUAACGGCCAAAGCCUCUCUUUCAGGGUGGUUACCGGAGACGGCCGCAGCCUCGUGUCGUACAACGUCGCUCCUCCGUCGUGGUGCUUCGGUCAGACCUACACCGGCCGCCAGUUCCGCCUGACUUAGCUGCCCGGAAAAAGGAGAUCCUCACUGGCCGGAAGGACAAUAUAUUUUUAUUACUCCAAUUUUUAAAGGGAUUAGUUUUGGAGAAGUCCUUUUAAUUUACUCUUUUUAGCCAUGCCAAAAAUUGGCCUGGUGAUUUAUUUAAUCAACAAGAGACAGGUGGGUGUUGUACGCGUGAGGAUUAAAUUUCUACUAUUUUAUUGUUGUUAAUUAAUGUUAUGCAGAAAAAACCUAUCUGCAUAACUGUGGAAGGCAUAAAAUUUCCAUUUUUUCUGUUUGUAAUUAGUAAGUAAUAAAUAGGAUUAAGGGGUAAUCAGCUAAUGCUGAGAGUGGAGGCAGUGGUCUGUUGUACUUUUGGAGCAAUGGGUUGUGAAGGUAUGAUAAAAGAAGCCUUCCAUGCCGGCCAGCAGCUUAUUCUGAUUUUUCAUUCUCAAAUACUCGUAUGAAGUAUAAUAUUAUUGUAAUUCCCUAGUAUGAUCAUCGAAAAUAAUGCAAUCAGCUUCUAAUUGUCACAAUGCAUGGUUCGAAAGAGGGAUUCAAGAUUUGUAGAGACAUUUAAAAAUUUUGAGGAAAAUAAAUUUAUAAAAGUUGCACAAUUUUUGAUGAAAAUAGGAUUAAAAUAUACACAAAAUUCAAAAUUAAACUUAGUAUCAGUAUGUUUUAUUCCCUAAAGACUUAUUUAGUCUUAUUAAACGAAUAAGUCGAUUACAACUUCUUAAUAUAGGAGUGAAUGAGUCCUAUUCUUUGUUUC